This is a messenger RNA of Xyrichtys novacula (pearly razorfish), 11508 nucleotides long. Lineage: Eukaryota; Metazoa; Chordata; Actinopteri; Labriformes; Labridae. The record is from the annotation of a GenBank genome assembly.
AGAGGAGAGGCUAAUUAAGAGGGACAGCAUAGUCCAGCCAAAUCACUUAAGGGACAUUUUUAAGAUAAAGAAUAGACAAAGGAAGGAGGGGAUCGCUAUAACAAUGUACACCUAAAUAGUUUGAAGUACUUUAAAAACAAAAAAAGUACAUUUUUUUGACUCUGACAUCUUGGAAAGUGCAGUUUUAUCCAUUUCAUGUUCUGUACAAAUCCACCUCAACCAGGACAUUGCCUUAAUUUUCCUUUGCAGUGACUUUUUUCCUUUCCUCUGAAUCAAAUAAAACUGCUCUCAAGCUACCAUCAACGAAAAUCUAACCAGCUGCCGGGAACCAGGCUGAUUUGUGAGACCAUUUUCAUUUUCACUCCCCCAUUCUUCUACUUACACCUGAUUUUGGAGGACUAGACAAUCCAUCAAUUACUGUGGUCAAUUUGAAAAUCUUUUUCAUCAAAUUUAUGUCCAACAUGUCCCUCUGGCCUGCACUGUUACUUACAGAAAUUCAAUGAUAAAAACAAUGUAAGAGAAAUCUCUGGAGCAAUCCGCAACACAUCGGGUUGACUCUCAACACAGUGCUGUGCAGAAGUUCUACAUGCUCAUUGUCUUCAGAUUUAUGAAUCUAUACGUACCAUGGCAGAGGUCAUCCCACCAUAACACCUUUACACCAUCACCUUGCUGACAGAGUGAUGGAAAGGGGAUAUAACACAGAGGCUGAGUCUUACUGGAAACAAAAAUAACACAUCAUCUGGAAAACCCGUAAUGUUACCAAGAGAAUAUUGUUAUAUGUAUCUUAAAGUGGUCCUUUAAAAAAAUCUGUUUUUUUUCACAUUGAAAAUAAAACAAGAUUUUCUUAAUGAUAACAUUUUUGAUGAGUAAAUAUGUAAAAUAAACGUCAAGGUUAGUCUUAAUCUGGUCCUACCCUACAAGUUUGUUAUACAUAUGCAGUGUAUAAAUAGAUACUUCAAAUUAUAAUGUAGCAACGAGCAAUGAUAGAUACAUUCACUGAAGUAUACUGAUGUAUAAAUAGAUGGUGAGUCAUAAUCCUGUGACUGAGUGUGCCUCGGUGGAAGAGAAAAAAUAACUUAACAUUCAUUUAAAUUGUCUUUACAUCCGCAACGUUUAGAAAAAUCUAAAGUUCAAAGUCAUCCACGUACAAGUGUGAAAUGGUGAUGAGGGAGUGAGCAAGCUGUUUGUUAUUUGAAAGGAUGGCCUCAAACUGCCAGUAUUGGCCCAUGCACCUGUCAGUACCUGAGGGGGUCAGGCCAAAUGAAAAAUCUGAAUCAGGACUAAGACAAAAAUCUUUUUGUUUUUUUUUGCUAUGGAGACCAGCAGCUUCAAGCCAACCCACUGUCUGAUGGACCAACAUUCAAAUAAUGAUUUUUCUCAAAAUGAUCUGAGAAUAGAUGUUAUGUUAAAGCUUUUUAACACACUCAAUUUUUUUUAUUCAAUUUACUCAAAAGCAACUCAAGACAGAUGUACUCAUAAGCACUCCUUCACUCCGUUACAUGAAAAAUCCAGGAGAGAAAAGCACAGUGCCAAUCGAAAUCAAUCCUUUUUCUAUGUGCAACACAUUGUCCUCACGGGCAAACUGUGACCUUUACCUGCUAUAUGAGUCAAUAAACUGUGAGUGAGAAAGAUGACAUGUGCCAAGGUGGAGUGAAAUAAUGUCAAGAAACAGUGACAUCAGUUUAGCUCAGUGAUUGUGCCACAUGUACAAAGUUUAGUGUCCACAGUCCUGUCUGCCCUCUGCUGCAUGUCGUCCCCAACUCUCUCUAACUGACUCUAUCUGCUGCCCUUUUCUCUGAAUAAAGGCCCGUAGUAAAAGAAUAAAAAUGUCAAAGAAACUCAAAAGACAAGACAAAUCUGAUCUUACGCAAAGAAAAACCUUCCCGAACCUCACUCUGAACGUUGUAUUUGUUAGCAUUUCCAACCUGUCUAGAAAUGUAUUCCUCAAACUGUUUUACCCACAUGGUUGAGCUUUCAUAUCCAAGAUAUUAUUUUGAUAACAUCUUUCUGUUUCAAACCUCAUUAUCAUCAUGAAGUGUAACAUGGUGUAAAAACACUCAUUAGACAUGCCUCACUCUCGCUUGAGAAGUUUUGUUUUCUUUUUACACUCUACUGGGAUUCAAUUUGUGGAUUUUAAGCGUGUGACUGGAAACUAAAACUGUUAUCAAUCUGAGAGGCUUCACUUUUCUGUCAACCAGGUUUAGGGUUUAAAAGCUGGAGUUUGUGGCACACUUGAAAGAAAUUCAUCAGUAAUGGCUUUAUAAUGUGAGGUAACAUUUCACUGUGAUUCUCAGAAGUUCAUUUUUUAGAUCUGGUCUCUUCCAGCAAAAAGAUUUUUAAAGGAACCUUAAAUAAAACUGAAAAUAAAGUUAAAUUUUAAACAAGUAUAAUGAUCUCAAAUAAAGUUUCGCCUGUGUUAGUUGAUAACCAAAAUGAUAAAAACACACUACAGAUAAACAGCACAGACUUAUGCUAGGCAUCAAACUGAGAGCUUUUAUGGACCUUGAUAAAACAAAGAAUAAAGAGACAAUGAGCUGCAUGCAGGAUGAAGGGUAUUGAAUCUAAGGAAGGGUAACGCACUGGUUCCACCUACUGGACAAACACAAACACAAGAGAGAGUGGAGGGUAAAACUGGCAGAUGCAGUCAUCCCAUCAAAAUACAACCACAUCUUACCAAGUUUAAUUCAUACGCAGUCAAUAAUUCGGUAAAACUUUACUUGACACCUAUCUCUAUAACUCAAAUAUAAAUAUAUGUAUAAUGUGAUAUAAUCACGUUAUAGCACUGUAUAAGUAUAGUUAUAAACACUUAUAAAUGAUCAUAAUACUUUAUAGCUAUAAUCAUAACACAUUAUGAAGCAUUUUAUCAUGACUUACAAGGUCAGGAUUAUAAUGUGUUAUGCUUAUUGUUAUGAAGCUUUAUGGUCAUUAAUGAGUGUUUAUAAUGAUAGUUAUACAAGUUAAUAAGCAAAUUAUAACACAUCAUAAAUAUAUGUUUAAUGCAUUAUCUAUGUGGGCAUUGGCAGUGAGUUGUUAACAUAUAUAACUCAUUAUAAUACCUGACCUUGUAAGUCAUGAUAAAAUGAUUUAUAACGUGUUAUGAUUAUUGCUAUAAAGCAUUAUGAUCAUUUAUGAGUGUGUAUAACUAUAGUUAUACAGUGCUAUAUCAUGAUUAUAACGCAUCACACAUAUAUUUAUAUUUGCGUUAUAGAGAUAGGCGUCAAGUAAAUUAUUACCAAUAAUUCUUUAUGUGUCUACUUAAAAAAGGGCAUAAUAGAAGUCAUCAAUGUAACUCUCCACUGAGCAUCAACAAACCAAAAUGAGACCACAAGAUACCUUUCACAUUAGCUUCAUCCAGGGAAUUAACAAUCGUCACCUUUCACUCGACUUAAACAAGUAAAUAAAUCAGACUGAUGGUUUAGAAAAUUGCUUCUGCUCAAUAUUAAAAAAAACAUCAGCCUGCCGUCGAGGGUUAAUGACAUGAUUCUUUGUAUAUUUGGAGAGCUAAUUUGCUCUUUAUCGCCACACUACAGUGACCUGUAAACAUUUCACAAUAAACUGAUUUUAGUCUCUGCUUGCUUCUGUUGGUCUUUUGUGUACAAAGUUGUUGUGCUUUUAUGUUGACAUGUUGUGUAUAGAUUUGUAUCAGAUUAUACCAGAUAUGAAAAGUUAUUAAUAUUUUUCAGAGAAAUGCCAUUAAUCCAAAUCUGUACUGACAGAAAAAAAUAGAAAAAGGUUCAUUCACAUAAUGUGGAGCUGCUGUUUAAUGCCAAAUAGAUUAUAAUUGUGGUAAACAGUGCCUUCCAGUGGCGGCAUCUAAGUUCUACAUGCAUAUAAGAGUGAGUACCCAGCACAUGUGGAACUAGAGAGUUUGAUAAAUGACAGAAUGUACUGUUCUACUUCUGUGGAUCAUCGCAUGAACUCUUAUAUUUAGGUUUAACACUGCCAUCCAGUGGUCAGAAAUGCCACACUUAUAUCAAGACCAGAGACAAACAUCAAGUAAAUGUUGUGCUUGCUUAGACAUCAUAACAGUCACUGACCCCAACUUCACAUUUCUGCGCUGGCUCCCAGCUCAGCAGACAUCACCACUCCAACAGCCCAGCGUCUGAUCACUCUCACCCCGAGGCUCCAGCAGCACUCGAAGACAUGUGGUGUGAAUUAGAGUUUGAGCAGCACUGUGGAUCCAAAAGGAGCUGGUUUUGUUCAAUGCAUACCAUCAUCCAUCAAACAUUAAGAUCUUUGAAUACCAAUAAAGCUGGCAGAAUCUUGUUUGACUGAAUUCAUUUUUAAAAAAGUAUCAAUUUUUAGUCUUUACGAUCUCUGUGGAAAAAAAAGUUUGUUCUUGUAACACAAAAUGGAGUGACAAAGUGAAUCAGAGUUACAAUCCAGCUGAUUUGCAAAAAUCUGUGUGAUUAGUCCUGAUGACUUCCACACUUUUAGGAACUUCUGUUUCUAAAUGUUAAUAAGAUGCAAAUUAACAUCUGAGUAAAGUGAAGUCAAAGCGAACUGAGCCCACCCUGCUCAAAGUUGACCCUGAAGGCAUGAAAGUGAUUGGUUUUCUCUGCCCCUGAGCCAUAACCCCCAUCAACUACUCUGGGAUAUUCACAUGCUGCAGGUUUUAUAAAACAGUAAAAGGUGAACGAAACAGCUCUGGGAAGAUUUACUCAAGCCUGACGGUGCAUUAAAUGCACCACUUAUGCCAACAUACUCUUAUAAACAAUGUUAACAUGCUCAAGUUUAGCAUGCACUGGUAGUAUAUGUUCACGUCUACACAGCAUAAUAGCAUGUCGACUAUAUUGCCAUUUUACACAAUGCUGGAGAGGCUGAGACGAAAAAAAUAACACCAGUUUUGCAGUUCAUAAACCAAAGAUGAAAACAUCUAGAGGUUGACCUGCUGAUGAUGGCGCAUAUAAGACACACCUCUCAUGACAUUCAAAAUCAAGACAACACAUGUAAAAUGGUUGAGAUGCCAAUACAAUCUAUCAUAAAGCACUAACAAGGUUCAAGGCAAAUAUCCACAGUUUUUAACUGUAGGGAGUACCAUGGAUAAAGCCAGGGACCGUCAGAUUCUGUUGGUUUCAGGCCCUAAAUCUGUAUAUCAGAUCAUAAGAAUCAAAAGUCUUUCAGAUAUUUCAGUCUUGACCUAAGUUAUGGACCAGCCAACAAACCAACAUGUCUAUCCUUUAAGUCUCAAAGAACCGUCAUAGCCUCUGGGGCUCCAGACAGUUUUAGGAACUGUUGGAGAAGUCUAGAGUAAUCAUGUUAGAGAGUUUAGGAUAUGUGGACUCGAGAUUUCCUUUCCUGUGUGCUGCAUAUUGUUUAUGAUGUGGAUGGGGGAAUAGAGAUGAGAAACAGUCGCGUUGAGUUCAUUGUUUUCUUCCCUCAUACACAAAUUGUUGUAACGAUUAAGAAAAAUCCACUAUGUAGAUGAUAUCUGAUGAGUUCUGAGAUUACAUUCAAACAAUGAACUUCACCUUACUCUCUUCCUACAAACUGAUUUUUUUCCAGGAACACAAUUUAAUUUAGUUUCUCUGACAAAACAGAACAAAAUUCUCAUCCUAAGCAUACUCACUCAUGAAGACACUGUAUGUGUAUUUAUAGAUCCUACUAUCCUUCUCCUACCUCCCAAGAUUUUAGCACGUUAAUUCAGAAAACAGGGCACAUUAUCACAGAUGUCACCCUCUGUACAUGUGGAAGAUACUGAAGAUAUCCGUUCUUUAUGGUAAUUACAACACCGGCAGCUGUGUCCCAAAUCAGACAUCCACUCCAGCUGUCAGCCCCUCCCUCCCACAGGACAUGCCGGGGCGGCAGUCUCAUGUUGACCGAUAAUGAGGGGUGAAAUUACCUGUACAAUUAGCCUAUUUCAUGUGAGUCAAACCGAGCUCCAAGACAUGGCUGACAGAUUCAGAUCAGCUCCUGAUUAGCCCUCAUGGCUUGCAAAGAAGGAAAUGGACAUCUGUUUGGAGUAUUUGCUGCUUGCAAGGGUGUAAUUGCUUAAGGGUGAGGUAUUUCCAUACAGUUUAGUGUGAGUCAGUGGAAAGGGAAGCCUUACUGUGGGAUUAGAAGACUUCAGAAAUCACAAGUGGAAGACAACUGCUAUUCUGCACUAUAAAUCUUUGGAGAAUAUUUGGAUGCACAAAUGGUUUUUGCAUGUUCUGAAAUCGUGAAGUUAUUACAAUACAAUGAGACAAACAUGUGUGCACACUGACAUGAACAUGAUUCAUCAUGAAACAUUACACUUCAAGGGUGCAUAGCUGUGCAUGUUUACACAUUUGUGUGCAUUGUAGAUAUGCAUACAGAUAAUGUAUUUCACAUCUACCCUGUAAACUUAUCGGCUUCGGAUGUAGAUUAAUUUUAGUCAAGUCAAAGAGGACAAACAGCAGCAUGUCUUUAUGGAAUCAUUUUGCUUUUGUGUAGCGGAGCAGUGGCACAUCUUAUAUUGCAGCAACACUAUACUGUAAUUUGUUUAUCUCCUUUUCCAAAUGAGUUGCUUCUUAAUCUUUGUGGAGUUUAUCAUCAUGUCACAUUUACACUAUUUGUUCUGCUUCUUCUUAACAUAAAGUCGUAACGCAUUACAGCUUUGUGAGCACAGUUAGUUGUCUUGUGGUUCAGACUAAAGUGAAAUAAACAACUUUUGACUACUCCAGAGGGAGAGCACUCAGGCACAGAUCACUCCGGCUCAUCUACACUCUGGUUUCAAUCAUGAAACACAGUCUCAUCCACAUUUGCCUCGUGAUGUUUGAGGGAGGAAAAAAAUAAGAGACAUAGACAGGGUUUUAGACGUACUGGUACGGAUCAGAUCAAGUAUGGAGGAGAGAGACAGAUGCUGAGGACUGGAAAUACUUUUUUUCGAACACUUCUUAUAGCGUGUUUACAAUCUCAGUUUCCAAAGAAGGUUUGCCGUUGAUAAAUUACUUACACUGUGUGCCAUCUAAUAUAAGAGAGCAUUUUUUAACCAAAUCUGAAAGCCUUAGACAGUGAAAAUCAGACAAUCUUGGCUGCGUUAGAGUGUCACAUAUAUGAUCAUGUGUGUACGUGUUAAGUGUUUUUGCACUUCUGAAGCCCCUGGAUCUGUACAUGUCUGCAAGUUGUGCUAACAGAUAUUCAUUAAAGAAUUUAUAACUUGGAUUAUGUAACCAAAGCAAUGCUUCCUAUUGGCAGGACUCCACAAGUUCAAUAUCCAGCUCCUGUAAUAGAUAUUAAUUCAACUCCCCUUGAUGAUUUCAAGGUGAUAACUACGAGCUCAUUCUCUUGAGUCUAUUCAGUCUGUUUCAGCUGGCUGAUCAGAGACACGUUUCCCAUCCAAUAUCAACCUCACUUGUGAAGCAGGUUGGGGAAAGUGGCAUGUUGUUAGUGGAAAGUGUGAAACUUUCUCUCUCCCUCUCAGCCAUCUGAGUACACAGACAUAACAUGACUUCUCCACCCUCACCAACUCUGAACCAGGAGUUCAAUAAGUCAUUCGGGCUCCAUCCGUCAGUGUAGUCUGCAUGGGUGGAGAGAGGACGGGGCAGAGGAUACUCCAGUUGAACGUCAGCACCACUCCCAGACCCCAUCUCUGGUGUUAGAGCUGUACUCUCAACAGCUCAGUCAGGUCUGAUGAACAGAAGUGACUGCAUUGUGUGCACUGAAUACAAACCAGGGUGACGGAUUGUUUGACUGGGCUCUGUUGGUCUUGCAGGCGUCGUUGGAUUUAUUUUCUAUCUAAAAAGAAAAGAAAAAAACUUCAGAGGAAAGCCUGGGCUUCGUGUUUUACGCGUCUACCUUUGGUUUGGAUGAUGCGCCACGGCCACGCUGCACACUGUCGCCAGCUGGUAAACGAGUGAUAGCUUGUGGUUUACGGUACGGUAAGCAACACCACAGGAGAUCAAGACCAUUUCUCGUGGCAGCAACCAGACGUAAAGAGUGUGCCCCAGCUUUUCCUCCCAAACUGGUGAACGUCGUAGCUAUGCUGUCUAUCGCGUUUGACAGAUGAUACCUGUUGAUUCCACGUCGCGCCAUGUUCUUCUGUCGGACCAAAGUGGACAAUGAAGUUAUGGGAUAGUUUUACCACUUGUUUGAUACUGCUGAGCACCGCCGUGCACGCCAGUUCGCGUCCCUGGUCCACCAAGAGGAGAGGGCGCGCCGCUGAGAGUCCACUGGAGCUCCCGCCUGUUCAGAUCCGCCUGUCAGUCACUUCCCCGGGCAUCAGCAACGCUCAGGCGGAUACAGCAGACUGGGGGGAGACGGUGGCUGAAGGUGAAAAAGGUACAAAACUGUCCCUCUUUAUGGUCUGCUAGGGGCUGCCAAAAUGACCACUGUAGUUUAUAAGUGCUUUGGCUGAAUUUGAACGUGAUGUGAAGUGAUCCGUUAUUAACAUAUUUAUAUUAAAGUCUCUACUAACCUUCUCCUUUUUAGUUUAACUUUUUGCAACACGCCUCUUACCCUUGACCACAAUUCAAUGAUAAAUACCACAAAGGAUUUCUUCUGUUGAUUUUUAAAUUCAUAACAUGCUAACAUUAGACUGAAAUCCCCUUUUCACAAUCAGCUAAUAAAGAUGUAAUCCGUUAACAUUGAUGUUUUGGUCCGGCCUUCAGUCUUCGAAUUAUGGUGGCUGAGAACUGCCACUGCUGCUGCUGCUGCUGCAAAAAAAAAAGCUUAAAAAAAAAAACCAAAAACCAAAGCAUGCUGCAGAUGAAAAAGAGGCAGUUAACAUCGCAAAAAAAAGUGGUGAUGCAAACAAACAAAAGUUACUGCGAAAAUAAAAAGGAUGCAAAUAAAAAAAAAGCCACAACGGAAGUGAGCUGCUGGGGACCAAUAAUGAUGAUGCACCGGUGUUUUACAAUCUGGGCACAGAAGACGAUGGCGAGAAGAUGAGCAAAGAAGUUAGCGGAAAGGUUAUUAUUUAAUUUCAAUUUGUGUGCUUCUCAAUGUGUCAUUUUGUUAGUCCAUGUAGCACCUGAGUCGAUAUGAAGUUGAUCUGGAGGAUGCCAGUGUAGCGUUAGCUUCAGUUCCACUUAAUAUCGACUCAGGCGCUACAUGGCCUAUCAAAAUGACUCGUUGAAAAGGACACAAAGUGAAAUUAAACAAUAACCUUUCUAACAACCUUUUUUUCAUCACCCCCUUUUUUUUUGCGUCGUUAACUUCCGUUGUGGCUUUUUUAUCUGCGCCAUUUCUUUUUUUUUUUUUUUUUUGCUACGGGCUUCAGUUUCAUUUUUUUGCAUCAGUGAUUUCCGUUGUGACUUCUUUCUUUUCCCCAUUCUUUUUUUAUUUGCAGCAGUGGCGGUUCUCAACCAUUGUAUAGACUCAAUCAUAUGUCAUUUUUAUCAAAGCAAGUGCACAACUAAGUAGGUUGUAGAUUAAUUUUUAUAUGAUCCAGUGAUUGAUUUAUGAUUUUAGCAUUGUAUUAUAUGCUACUGGACUAGAUAUUUGCUGCAUACUAUUGCUCUAAUGCUACCAGUGAGCUCAAACAUCUAUCCUACCAUUGCAGAAAUAAGUAUGGGAUCCAUUUGUUGCUUGGAUGAAUCAGUCCAAAACAAAUUCCUCCACGGAGUAAAAAAUAUGCACCAUUUCCACAUAUCUGACAUAACACUCCAUUGUCCAAGAGUCGGUUUGAGGUGUUAAAGUGAAACAACAUGUGCUUGCAUAUAUGUACGUGUAAGAGUGCCAUGUCUCCUAAUUCGUUUCAGACAUCAUGGAGGAGCCCCCAUUGAAGGAAUAUGAGGAGGUGGUAGACUUCAUCAAAGUGACCAUUAGUCGGAUACGCCGCUCACCUCCAUCCACCAAAUUACCAUCUACCUCUCUGUACACCACCCUCUCUCCCUCCAAAGUGGACUUGACAAGCAGGACUCGACACCGGAGGGAGAGGAAGAAGGCAGCAAACCAGCAAAGCAGGACGGGAGGAAGACUGGGGAUGACAGUGGGGGUGACAGGGAGGAAGGUCAGAGGGGGAAGAGCUAAUGGCAGGGGGCAGGGCUGUGUGCUCAAACAGAUCCACCUCAAUGUGUCUGACCUCGGACUGGGCUAUCGUUCCAGUGAGGAAAUGAUUUUCAGGUACUGCUCUGGACCCUGCAGGAAGUCUGAGACAAACUAUGACAAAAUCCUUCAUAAUCUUGCUCACAAAAGAAGGCUCCCCCCCAGAGACACGCCCCCUCAGGCCUGCUGUCGACCAAUUUCGUUUGAUGACGACCUCUCGUUUCUUGAUGACAACCUGAUCUACCACACCGUGAGGAAGCACUCUGCCAGGAAAUGUGGUUGUGUGUGAGCUGGUGGCGAUAUUUUUUUUCGUAGGUAGGGGAAGGUCCCGCCUUCUUCACCUCUGAUUGGCUAGAAAACCUGGAAACGUCAUCACAUGCUCAAGCCGAGCGCGGGCUGUCAGCUCUGUACAUCGAACAGAACAUAACCGAACAUUAUCGCACUUCUAAAUCUCCUAAUCCUAACCCGACGGCCAAUGACGUUUCACAGCCAUAAGGAGUAACCAAUCGGAGCUCAGCACUACUAGCCAAUCAGAGGCAAAGGAGGGCGGAACCUUCCCCUUCUAUCCUACAAAAAAAAUUUCAUGAGCUGGUGUGAGGUACUGUGUGAACACAUGUUCACUCUGACUUUCAUGUAUUGUGUUGAGUUUUUUUUACUCCUAAUAUUUCUCUGCUUGGAAACUCUGUGGUAUUUUGUGUGGAGCCAUGUUUGUCCUGUGUCCAUCAGUCAAAGAGUGAAGAUAAGGAGGGGAGGUGGUAUCCAUACAGUUUUACCAGAAGUGAAAUUAUUUGUCAUGAUCUGACUUUUCCAGAUAUGGUGGCUUUAUUAUCAAAGAUCUUCAACACCUUACAGUUCUUCUGUGAUCCGUCAAUGGCUGAAUAACCAGACUCAUUUGGCCCUUUAUCGAGCACAUUUAUAUGGAAUGUAAUAUACAUAUAUGACAUGUAUUUAUGAAAUCCUGAAUUAAUUAACUUAUUCAUAUUUAUUUUGUUGUUUUUUUAAUAAAAGUAUUUAUUACAAUGAUGUGAUAUCUCAGAUGGUGUUUAAUGCACAUUAUUUUAUAAUUGAUUUUUUCAGUAUGGAAUUAUAAAAGUCGAAGUGGUUUACAUUACAAAAAGUGCCCUGACAGUGUUUGGCGUCUCCUCAAACUGACUUUGUGUGUCUUAGAGAUAAAAAAUUAUUUCAAAUUAAUCUGUUUUAUUCUUAAAAAUUUGCAGAUCUGAAUUUGAAAAAAAAAAAGCACUAUGUCUACAUUAUGGCGAGCAUGCAGGUCUGUGUGCAGCACCAGUGUACAACAUGAGACCCACCCUGAAAGUAUGACUCAUGAAUAGAGCUGCGAGUGCUCUAAAUCUUUCCAGCAUUGCAAUGCUCAGUUGGCUCGAUGGUUUCCUUGUAAUGAUUCAGUAUUGUCAUCAGUUAAAACACAUUGUGUGCUGACUCUUGGCCUAAGAAAUCUGGUGAUUAGAUUUUCUAAUAAAACAAUUAUUAUGUCAGUUUGCAGUUGUUAUGCAGCUUGCAGUAUUUUUUAUCCCUUUUACCCCUACAGACCAUAUUGGAAUG